ACCGGCGGACGCCCUGCUGCCGGAGUGCUUCGCCAUCGUCAACGAAGCCAUCGACCGACGCCUGGGAGCCUGGGCGACCGACGAACAACUGCUGGCAGGCAGGCACCUGUUCCGGGGCAGGGUGGUGCAGAUGGACGCGGGCGAGGGCAAGACCGUGCCAUCGCCUUCGCCGCCGCACUUCACGCCGUGCUGGGCCGACGUGUCCAUGUGAUCACGGCCAACGACUACCUGGCCGACCGGGACGCCGCGCUGCUGGGGCCGGUCUACCGUUCGCUGGGGCUCGACUGCGGCGCCGUGCUGGGCCACAUGGAGAGGAGGGAACGCCGCCACAUCUACAGGCGCGGCAUCAUAUACGGAGCGAUGCGGGAGCUGGGGUUCGAUCAUCUGAGGGACCACCUGGGGACAGCGCCGGAGGAACGUGUGCAGCAACCCCUCGACGUUGCCAUCGUUGACGAGGCCGACCACGCCCUGAUCGACGAGGCAUACACGCCGCUGAUCAUCUCCGGCAAUCCCUUGGGCGGCACACGCUGGGCGGUGCGGGUGAACGGCGCCGUGGCAGACAUGAUUGCCGAGCAGCGAGUCCUUGCAGAGGGACUGGCCCAGGAUCUCGAUGCCAAUGACGACCGCUCCCCGGAACGCCUGCGCCUGCUGGCCAAACUGAUACUGGCGAAUCCGGACAACAAGACACUUCGACAGCACGUCUCCCAGGCGUUGCACGCCCACUUGCUGCAGCAACGCGACGUGGACUAUCUCGUUGAUGACGACAGCGUGGUUCUCAUCGACCAGCACACGGGGCGGCCCAAACCGGACAGCAUCUACCAGCACGGGCUGCAGCAGGCGGUGGAGGCGCGGGAAGGGGUGACCGUGCAGCCUGAAAACGAGACACUGGCGCAGAUAUCGGUCUCGGGUUUGGUCAGCCGCUACGGCCAGGUCGCGGGCAUCACCGGCACCGCCGAACCAGCCGCCGGAGAGUUCCGACGCAAGUACGGCCUGGUAGUCGCCGUGGUGCCUCCGGCGCAUCCGCUCCUGCGGACCAGCAUCCCGCCAGCGGUGUACCUGUCGCGGGAGGACAAGCUGGCAGCGGUGGUGGACGAGGUGGAGGCCCGGCACCGGACGGGGCAGCCGGUGCUGGUGGGCACGCGCACGGUAGAGCAGUCAGAGGAGCUGGCCGGCCUGCUGAGCGAACGGCGAAUUCCCCAUCGGGUGCUGAACGCGGUCACCACCCACACCGAAGCCGCGAUCGUGCGCGACGCCGGGGCAUUCGGCGCGGUUACUGUGGCCACUCACAUGGCAGGGCGCGGGACGGACAUCCUGCUGGAACCCAAUCUCGAUGACCGGAUGGGCCUGUGCGUAAUGGGCACCGAGGUGCAUGACUCCAGCCGGAUCACGUUGCAGCUGAAUGGCCGCAGCGGGAGGCAGGGGCAAUUCGGGAUGACCCAGACCUUCCUGUCGCUGGAGGACCGGCUGGUCAACCUAGACGCCGAGGCAAUCCUGAAGCUCGCCAAUUGCCGCCGGAUGGAUGCGGCAGGGCUAACUUGCUAUACGGGACCGGACGUAUCCCGGCGCAUACAGCAGUUGCAGGACGCCGCGGACCGGGAGGGUGAGUCCCAGCGUGCGCUGAUACAAGACUACGCCGCCGAGCUGGACCACCAGACCCACCUCUACCACCAGCGCCGCCAGGAGCUGAUCGGCCUGGCCUCGGAUACGGAACGGGUCAGGCCCAUGUGCGAGCAGGUAGUCGCGAAGGUGGCCUCUCGCUUGGCCGCCAAGCACCUGGGUCCUGACGUGGACAAUGACUACGCCGUCCGGUUUGGCCGGAUGCAGGCAGAGUUGCGGCGGGAUUUCGGCGUCGAGUGCUCGCACCUGUACGGGAUGGAUCUGGGCUUGCUGCCGGAGUCACUGGCGGAGCUGCUCACCGCUCAACUCGAUCGCCUGGCCAGCAGAUGCGGCGGGAGCGCCUUCCCGGAGCUGGCGCGCCUGCUCUACCUGCAGGUGUGCGGCGAGCUCUGGCCCGGACACCUGACCACCCUGCGCGACCUGUUGGCCGUACAACUGCUCAGCGGAAGCAACCACAAGUCCUCGGUCGCCGCAUAUAUCCUGCGCUGCACCGGGGCGUGGAACGCAUUCUGGGAUAUGGUGGACGAGGAGUUCCUUUCGCGAUUGGCCACUCUCCAGACGGGUGCUUCCGGUACACAAGCCGCGCAGCCGGUCAAGGUCAGCGGCGCAACCGAACGGCUGCUGGCCAUGGAUGCACCUCUGCCCGUCGACGAGGGUCAUGGGAGCAUUACACUGAUAUAA
This is a messenger RNA of Geodia barretti, 2298 nucleotides long. Lineage: Eukaryota; Metazoa; Porifera; Demospongiae; Tetractinellida; Geodiidae. The record is from the annotation of a GenBank genome assembly.